Molecule: messenger RNA, 650 nt
Organism: Lingula anatina
Lineage: Eukaryota; Metazoa; Brachiopoda; Lingulata; Lingulida; Lingulidae
Biological process (GO): intracellular signal transduction; cell redox homeostasis
Molecular function (GO): electron transfer activity
Source: RefSeq, a predicted model, not a curated record
UGGCUCAGAUUACAAUCGAUGAUCAGAAUAUGGUUCAACUCGUUUUUCAGAAAAGUUGAAUCAAAAACUAAGUGGAGAAGUCUUAUUAUCGAAAAAAUGGAUCUGAAAGGGCGUAUAGUCAUUUAUACCAUAACAGGUUGCCCUCACUGUUUACGCGCCAAGUCCAAAUUACGAGAACUAGAACUGCCGUACACGGAUGUCAAUUUGGACAAUUUUCCACAAUGUAGAGAGCCACUCGCGGAGAGGACUGGCAAGAACACAGUUCCGCAGAUCUUUUUUAACGCAACACAUAUUGGCGGCAAUGAUGAUUUUCAAAAGCUUGUAGAGGAAAGAGAAAAUUUUGAAAAGCUUGUAGAAGAUGUGAAGAACACCACCCCUCCCCCAGAGGCUCCAGUUCCACCAGACCCCAGCACUGCUGUGGAGCAAGAUCAAGAUAAAAGUAAAAAAGAUGAAAGCAGUGGUUUUUCAUGUGAGCCUGAUGAAUAUGCAAAACUUGUUAAAGAAAUUAAGUCCAGUGAUAUUAUACAGAACCACCGUGCUGGCUUGUUUACAGUCCACAAGAAUUCUUUCAGUGGAAAUGACUUGGUAGAUUGGAUUGUAAAGGCAAAGGCUAUUGGUGGGUAAUGGUCUCCAGCAGUUUUUAUUGUUUU